Morchella importuna is the source of this 2058-nucleotide messenger RNA. RefSeq lists its product as uncharacterized. Lineage: Eukaryota; Fungi; Ascomycota; Pezizomycetes; Pezizales; Morchellaceae. The coding region runs from base 1 to 2058 and encodes 685 amino acids. Gene Ontology annotation, molecular function: ATP binding; protein serine/threonine kinase activity. The transcript is spliced from 8 exons. Gene Ontology annotation, cellular component: cytoplasm. Gene Ontology annotation, biological process: peptidyl-serine phosphorylation; autophagy. The record is from RefSeq and is a predicted model, not a curated record.
AUGUCUACGCCCUCCACGAUUUUUUCCUGGAUCACCGACAACCUGAACCAUCCAAGUUCACCAACUGCAUGCAAGCUUCGAUUCAUCGACUAUAUUGAGCGGCAAAGACCUAGCCUUCGCAAGUUCUAUAAUGACGAUGCACUUGACGAACCGGCUGGCCGCGCCUCUAGGAUGAUCUGCGCCCUGUGCGUCAAAGGAUGUGGGUUGGAAACGGCGUUGCGGCUGUCGCUUCUUGCGUUAUAUGACCUGAAGCUGCUGAUUGGUUGGUAUCAGGAAAAAGCGGGUCCCGGCAUUGGGGGGUCAAUGUUUCCUGACUAUGACUCUCUAUAUAUUAAGUUCAUUAUCGAGAGCGUGUCAGAGGUCUACGACAACGUCAGCCUAAAGGGAGUUUCCUCAGUCCAAUUUGUUGGUCAUCCACAGGAAUAUAAGAAUGUAACAGGGGGCGAGAUACUUGAUCUGCUUAGGGACGUAAACUCAAAGAUUAUUGGACCUAUUCAGGGUGCGGGUGAGAAGUUAGUAGAAGCAGUGGGACUGGAUAGGGGGAGUUUACGUUUGGUCGAUAGGCCAUUACUCAUGCUCGUACUGUGUCGUACGGAAAUCGAAGACGAGGAAGAUAAGGCCUUCCAUUGGCCGCGUAUCAGAAGCGCCCUGCGAGUACAGAAACGAGGUGGUGGUCGGAAGGUUUUUAUCUCAGCGGCAGAGGUGGGAAGAGGUAUGAUAAAGCUAUUCUCCGGGAAAUCAUGGACUUAUGUACCGCGAUGCUCUCAGAUACCGUAUCUACUUCUCGGAUAUCUCCCGGUGCCUCAUUUAUUCGCAGACUUUGACAUUUCGCUUCUCGAGGAGUAUCUCGAAGUCCGUAAAUUCCUAGGCCUGGGAGGCGAUGAAAUGGAGAUAGACAAUCCAUCUACUGCUGAAACUAGCGAAGUCUUAGCACUAUCAUCAUCAAAGGCAAUAGAAGAGAAUAAUACCUUAUUUGUUUGCGAUGUAGACGCAGUCGUCCAGCCCCCACCGGCUGACCACGAAGCCUCUUGUCUCCGCCGCCCCGGUGGUGCUUCACCGUUGACCCAGCACGACAUUUUCAUGUUGGAAACAAUAUUCGAUGAUAAUACUUCAUCAGUUUUACAUCGGCCGCGAGAAAACCUUCAUCUGCACAGGGCUUGCGAGGCCUCAGUCAACAGGCGGUGGUUCGAUAAGACAGAUAUCGGGAGUGGUGCUUUUGGCACCGUUAAGUUACAGGUCAGCUCUGACGGGCACACACGUGCGGUGAAACGUAUUCACAGACCAGAUCCCAAAGAGAGGGAGGUGAAGGCCCUGGCCAAGGUUGCCGAUAGGGACGAUCUAUUUGUGAGAUUUCUCGGUUGGUACAAGGAUAAGCAUUCCUGCCUUUACAUCACAAUGGAAUAUCUCGAGAACGGAGAUCUUAGUGUAUACCUCAAAACGCAGGGCCGCCUUCCUGAAGGGACGAUUCUUAACAUCAUCACACAGGUACUUCAUGGGCUUGUAGUUCUACAUGAGCGCAAUAUCUGUCACAGGGACCUAAAACCCCAGAACAUACUUAUCGCUUCGCCUCGCCCACUCCGAGUUAAGAUUGCGGACUUUGGCACGUCGAAGUACAUCAAGGAAACAGAAGUCAGAACAAGGGUUGGGACGGUGGAAUAUACAGCGCCUGAAGUCCUGGGCCUGUGGACGUCAAAAACCAGGAGGAACCAUUUUCCGUACGCCUUGGAUAUAUGGUCAAUGGGAUGUAUCUUUUACGAGAUGAUUACUUCUAAAAGACCAUUUACCUUGGUUCAUUUGACCUCCACUGCGAUAUCGACCUUAAUUGCGGAGGCUGAGACAGCGCUCGAAACAGGUGUAGAGGCUGGAGAGGAGAUGGACAUGCAACUCUUUCUGAAGUUUUGUUCAGGUGCUAUGCCUCUUCCGUUGGAGGAAUUCGAACGUCUUGGUGCGAGUAAGGAAGCGGGGUUAUUUGUAAAGGCUGUUUUACAAGCAGACCCGUCGAUGAGACCUUCAGCCUUGGAAUGUCUGGAGGAGGCUAAACGUAUGAUUGAUAUAUAA